Messenger RNA from Drosophila bipectinata, 657 nucleotides. RefSeq lists its product as uncharacterized. Lineage: Eukaryota; Metazoa; Arthropoda; Insecta; Diptera; Drosophilidae. The record is from RefSeq and is a predicted model, not a curated record.
AGCGAAGUGCGGACACACAAACGAAUCGUGCGCGCAAAUGAGCUGAACAACCAGAGUUCGGAGCAAAAAUUCCGAAAAAUUCAACAAAAUAUAGAGCAUACUCUAUAUUAAAAGCAACCCAACUGUGAUAAUAAAACCAAAAAACGACAUAAAACCUGCAAAAAUCAAACAUGUCUGCUGCGAAUAAGGUCAAUCACUUGGUAGGAGCCACCAGUCGCUUUAUUGCCGGACGGAAUGCCGUCCAGACGGUGUACUGGCGCACCUCGGCCGGACCCAAUCCCCGGAUGGUGAAGACCAACAAGUUCUGCGAAUUUGAUCGCUCCCAGAAGGCCCCCCAGAGUGUCCGGCUGCAGAAGUACAAUCGCAGCUUCAUCGGCAGGGAGGCCUAGUUGCGGAAUUCCGGAAGGAUGUCUUCAGUUCCGGCCUUGAGAUGUUCCUAAUCUUCAUUUUUUUUUCGAGCACUUUAUUGUAUAUAUAUUUUUCGAGUGCGUAUAGUAGAACGAGUAUUUUCUGAGGCGAUAAAUGUCGAGCUGAGUGCCUCGAGCGAAUCGAAUCUAAAUGAAGCCAGCGCUACGAUUUUUCAUGUACCUUGGCAUAGAAAACAUAUAACAAAGAUUAAAUAAAUGCAUUCUAGAGCGUAGAUAAUAGAAAUACAAA